Molecule: messenger RNA, 1494 nt
Organism: Dioscorea cayenensis subsp. rotundata (Guinea yam)
Lineage: Eukaryota; Viridiplantae; Streptophyta; Magnoliopsida; Dioscoreales; Dioscoreaceae
Exons: 4
Coding region: 94-1305 (403 amino acids)
Source: RefSeq, a predicted model, not a curated record
GAACCAAUCUUGUCCAAAACCUACUUACUUUUACCUUCGUUUGUGCGGGCUUUCUGGGUCGGCGCAGCAAGGAAGGCAUACUUCGGUGCUCGUAUGGCUUUUAUUUUUCGAAAAUUUCAGGAGGCUGUUACAACACUUGCAAAGAAUCCCAGAUUUGCUCGUGAUCCAAGACACAUCCAAUUUGAAGCAGAUGUGAACCGCUUAUUUCUUUAUACUAGCUUUAACCGGUUGGGAAGAAAUGCUGAUGACAAGGAUGCAGAUGAGAUUAUUGACAUGGCAAACAAAGCUUCUGUUGCUGAUCAGCAGAGGCAAGUUCAGGACAAUAUACACUGUCAAAUUAGAAAUAUAUGUGAUGCAAUGGAUGACAUUCUGCUCCCUGAUGGCUUGAGCAAACCCACUGUUCAGGAGUCAACCCCACAGAUGCCGAAUGCUCAGCGUCCCAGUGGCCUUAGUUUUGCCAUUGGGAAAACAGUGGCAUCUGCAAACCAAUCUGUUACACCUGAAACACAGCCAUUGACUAGCUUGGAGUUUUCACAAAAUCUGAAGGACCGUAUUGGCUAUACUCUUGAGAUAAAACCUUCUGAAAUCCCUCACAAAGAAGCUGGCCAAGGUUUAUUUUUGACUGGUGAAACUGAUGUGGGUGCUGUUGUGGCAUUCUACCCUGGAGUAAUCUACUCACCUGCAUAUUAUCAGAAUAUUCCUGGGUACCCGAGGGUAGAUGCUUGCAACUCAUAUUUGAUUACAAGAUAUGAUGGUUUUGUCAUCAAUGCACAGCCUUGGGGAACUGGCGGUGAAUCACGGGAAGUAUGGGAUGGCUGUUACAAGCAAGUACACCCGCUGCCAUCAGAAGACAAUAAGCGUUCUUCUGACCGACUAUGGAAAAUGCUUGCUAAGCCUUCACAAGGUAGCCAUCCAGUAAUUUCCAGGGAAGUACUUGAGAGGAGGAAUCCACUUGCCUUUGGCCAUUUUGCCAAUCAUCCAUCUAAAGAAACAGGACCAAAUGUGAUGGUCUGCCCGUAUGACUUCCCUGUGAUGGAGAGGCAAAUGAGAGUCUACAUUCCAAAUAUUAUGUUUGGAAGUGAAGAGAGUGUAGCGAUGCGGAGGUUUGGUAGCUUUUGGUUCAAGUCCUGGAGAAGCAGUGACCAAGAUGCCGGGGCUCCGGUCAUGAAAACACUUGUACUUGUUGCGACAAGAGCAUUGCGUGAUGAAGAGGUUCUUUUGAAUUACAGGUUAAGCAAUUCGAAGAGAAGACCAUCAUGGUAUAGUCCAGUUGAUGAAGAAGAGGAUCGUCGGAGAUGGAGCUAGGUUGGAAAUAGCUGCAAUUACACCAAGAAAAGGUCCGUUUGUGGAUCGAUUCAUUCUUAAGAGAGAUUUUUACCGCAUAAAAUGCUUUUUUGUUUUUGUUUCCUUGACUGAAAUAAUUGCUAUGCACCCUUUGCUUGGACACCUGAUUUUAUCCAUAAUCAUAUACUAGAACUGGAUUUUGUAUGGGUG